Molecule: messenger RNA, 775 nt
Organism: Mauremys reevesii (Reeves's turtle)
Lineage: Eukaryota; Metazoa; Chordata; Testudines; Geoemydidae
Gene: PLAC8
Product: placenta associated 8
Exons: 5
Coding region: 157-495 (112 amino acids)
Biological process (GO): positive regulation of transcription by RNA polymerase II
Source: RefSeq, a predicted model, not a curated record
UAUGGUCAAAACAUGGGAGAUCCUUAGACCAGAGGGUAAACAAGUGCAAAAGAAAAAGGAAAGAGAGAACUGAAAACGAAAAUUCACCAGCAUCAAUGGCUGAUGGAGAGAUGAAGCCCAAAUGUAAUUUUCUGAACUCAGCUGGUGGAACUAGACAUGGCCUCUCCCUCUGUCAUCGUUGUACAGCCCCAACUUACUGUGGCCAAUGCAUCGAGCCCCUUGUGGCAGACCGGGUUGAUGGACUGCUGCAGUGACUGUGGAGUCUGCCUAUGUGGAACAUUCUGUUUCUAUUGUCUUGAAUGUCAAGUAGCAAGUGACAUGAAUGAAUGCUGCUUGUGUGGCGGAAGCGUUGCCAUGAGGACUCUCUACCGGACAAAAUACGGAAUCCCUGGAUCCAUCUGCUCUGAUUUCUGCACUAUCCUGUGGUGUUCUGUGUGUUCUCUUUGUCAAAUAAAGAGAGAUAUUAACAGAAGGAAGAAAAUGGGGAUAUUCUAAUAAGGUGUUCCUGUAUUUCCUGACUGAUUUCAUUGUUGCAAAGCACGACUUAGCUGAAAAAAGUCAAAGGAAAGAAACAACCUCAAGUUUGUCUGCAUGUACGUGUGUUAGCUUUCACUAUUACUUCUCAAGUAUCACUGUAUGCACUAAGCUGUCUUGGAAAGAGUAUUCUCCUGUUCUUAAUAUCUUGCUAAUGCCAGUCUACUCUAGGUCUACUGUAUUCUCUCCUGACUAUUUCUGCUGCCAUCCUAUAAGAGACAGAAUAAAUGCUGAUCGUUAA